AUGCGGGAUGAAAGGAUCAGCACAUCAUCGCAAUUGUUAACACCACUGAUAGAUUUCGGGGAACCAGAAGAAAAACGAACUCGACGUAAGCCAAAUUUCACAGUGCAAGAGAGGAUGCAUCUUGCACAAUCGUAUGUGGAAAGCUACGAAGAGUACAACCGGGGUUUCACGCCUACAACUAAAGGAGAAGCUAAAAUUGGACGUCAACGUUUGCUUGAACGAUGGGCUGCCGAGCUAUCCAGUUUUGGUAUCGUUGAGCGGACGCCAGUUGAAGUUGAACAGAAGAUAAGAGAUUAUAUGAAAAAGAUAGCAGCGAACCGAAAACGGACAGUGAAAAGGGCUAUGAGUCCUCCAUGUCAAUUGAUAAGUUCCGUUGUUUCGGAAAGUUCUACAGUAGACGAUUCAACAGCAGAUGAUUCAUUGACCGCAUAUGCUGGUUUUUUGCUAGAACAACACAGAGCAACUCAGAACGAUUGCAAUGAGAAUUUUGAACCAUUAGAACUUGUAAACAGUAGCUACGAUGUCGAGGAAGCUAAACCAAGAAUAAAUAACACUUCACUUUUCUGUCUUGAAUUAGCGAACAAUAUGCGAAAUAGCUGUCGCAAAAGGAAAAUAUGCGAUAUGAGUUCUUUUCCUAAUGAAAAGGAGCAACCGCUGGAAAUACUGGAAAGCAGUGAUGAAGUUGUUCCUCCUUCAUCAGAGAUGCGUAAACAACAGAUGGAUUUUGGUCCCAUUGAUUUGGCACUGAAAACUGUAUACAUAGAAAUCGCCAGGAAAGAACUUGAGAAGAAGACACUUGAAGUGGAAGCAAUGAAGGUUAAUUUGGAAAUCAGAAGACUUGAAUUGGAGGAGAAGAAGCAUGAUGUGGAAAAAAAGCGCCUUGAAUUGCAGAAACUACAAAAAGACAUUAUUAGGGACCCACUAACCAGUUCAAGAGAAAGUAGUGGAACUCCUGGAGGUACACCUGUCACUGAUCAAUUUGAUCCUGAAAUUGAAUAG
Molecule: messenger RNA, 999 nt
Organism: Brugia pahangi
Lineage: Eukaryota; Metazoa; Nematoda; Chromadorea; Rhabditida; Onchocercidae
Source: the annotation of a GenBank genome assembly